This is a messenger RNA of Eriocheir sinensis (Chinese mitten crab), 2259 nucleotides long. RefSeq lists its product as uncharacterized. NCBI's taxonomy places the organism in Eukaryota, Metazoa, Arthropoda, Malacostraca, Decapoda, Varunidae. The transcript is spliced from 3 exons. The record is from RefSeq and is a predicted model, not a curated record. The coding region runs from base 919 to 2244 and encodes 441 amino acids.
AGCAUAGACUUCACAACUAGUUGACGGGAAAUCUCUUCAGUCUUGGCGCGCUGGCUUCGCGUAAGGGGCCGAUUGUUAUGGCGACUUUCACUGCGACAACUCAAACACACACUGCGUUCUUACUCCGAAUUUAAGUGGAAACAGGACGAAAUCUUCAAGUUUUAGUGCAUACAAGCAGGCAGGAGUGUCUCUAGAGUGAUUUGGUCGAGGAUUCAAGGUAACUUAUAUAAAAUAGCACCAUGCGUGCACUUUGAAAACGUUGUGUAAAAAAUGGCAAAUUUGCGUAACUUUAGGUUGAAAUCUUUACGUAAAAUGAAUGAUAACUGUAGGAUAGUGAAGUCCACAGUUUUACGUAUUAGGAAACAAGAAAUGUACGUUUAGUUAGUGCCUACAUGGCAACUCAGCUCAGUUCCCGCGUCGCCUAACUCGCCUUAGGCACGCAGUCAGCUGGGCACUUCCCCUCUGUAAAGGAUUAUCGCUGUCCUGCCUCUUUUUACUCUCCAAGUAAAGGACCUACAGUUAUUCAUCGUCUCUGUACCCUUCCCCACAACUGCAAGGAUCCAGAGGACGAUACAAGAAGACACAGAAGGCAGUGGAUCGAGUGGAAGUGACGGAGGAGACACAAGAUAUGAGGGUAUUAGUGUAGGAGUACACCAGUCUAGAGAUGGCUUUUCUUACCCUGACCAUUAGAAAGAGCUCCGCAUUCUGAGUAAAUUCAUCCCCAUAAACACCCCUCGGAAAUCAUUUAUAACGGAGGGAGGGAGGCCGUUAGGUUAGGUUAGUUUUAGGUUAGGUUAGUGUUAGGUUAGGUUAGUUUUAGGUUAGGUUAGUGUUAGGUUAGGUUAGUUUUAGGUUAGGUUAGUGUUAGGUUAGGUUAGUUUUAGGUUAGGUUAGGUUAGGUUAGGUUAUGUUAGGGUUAUGUUUAGUUUAAAUGCACCUGUGUGGACGAAACUAGUUUUUUCUGGUAGAUUUCGGUCUGUUUUGAAUGAAUGUGCUCUAAAUUUUUUAUCGCAAAUCAUUAGUCUCUUGGUUGGAAGGGGGGGGGGGGUAAAAAAAAAACACGUGAUUUGCGAUAGAAAUGACACGCAUAUUCAUUCAAAACAGGCCGAAAACUACCGAAAAAAACUAGUUUCGUUCGGAAAUGCGAGACUGGUGAAGUGCUACAAAUUUACCGAUAUGAGGACGCCGCGACCCCGUGGAGUAAACUGUGGAGGAGCCGUACUACGCCAUCAGUGCAGUGACUCAGUGUUGUGUGCAGUGCAGUGGUGUGUUCAGUGCAGUGUGGUAGUGAGGGGGCUGUUCACUACGUCCUACGGGGUCGAGUAUGUGUGCAUGGGGAAGGCCAACUCUGACCCGACUGAGCACUCUUUCGGCAAGCGCCGCACCAUGUGCGGCGCCAACUACUGGACGAGCGUGCAGAACUUCAUGGUGAGCAACAGGUUGGCCCAGCGCCUGCAUUUGCUGAAGCUCGUCGGGUUCUUCCCCGGGGACGUGCAGGCCGACCUGGACCGGGCCAAGGCAGAGGAGAAGGAGGACGACGAGGUGAUCUUGGCCCAGCUUGCCAGGGAGCUGGCCGACGACCAGCCGGACCCGCCGACGGACGAGUUGCUCCUCGCCGCGGUCGGCAACUACGCCGGCUACCUGGCCAGGAAGGUCCAGGCCAACUCCUCUGUGGCCGAGUGCUGCAAGCAGGAGCUUGCCCAGCAGGAGGAGAUGAAGAUUACCGUGGAGCUCGAGAGGGGCGACCCGCCCUCUGUGAUGUUCGACGCCCUGGUCGAGCUGGUCGACAGGGGAGAGCUGGAGACGGGCCGGGCGGUCCUGAAGCGGCCAUCUCUCCCAAUGGCCCACAUGGCGUCCUUCGGGAUGUCGCUGUGGGACUCCCUGAUGUGCAGGGAGGACAAGAAGGAGCGCAGGUUGAGGUUCCUCUCCCUUGCCAUGCGCCACAGGGACGGGUUCAGGCACCUCCUGGAGUUCCUGGCGGCCUCAGACCCGACCUUGCAGGGGUACAGGUGCCAGGAGGGGCACAACCUGGCCAACACCAUCUUGCCGCACAUCAGCAGGUCCCUCUUCAACUGUUUCGGUGCUAAUUUCUCCAAGGACGUGACCUCAGAAGCGAGGAAGAACAAGGCCUUGAAGCAGCCGACCGGCAGGAAGAGGAGCAGUAUCGAGGAGGGCAGGAAGGAGACGGCGAGGAACAGGGACGUGUACAAGUCCAGGAAACUGACCGGGGCCCACAAGUCAUAGGCCAAAAGGCUAAAG